Brassica napus (rape) is the source of this 2943-nucleotide messenger RNA. RefSeq lists its product as uncharacterized. The record is from RefSeq and is a predicted model, not a curated record. The transcript is spliced from 2 exons. Lineage: Eukaryota; Viridiplantae; Streptophyta; Magnoliopsida; Brassicales; Brassicaceae. Bases 1 to 2943 code for a protein of 980 amino acids. Gene Ontology annotation, molecular function: RNA-DNA hybrid ribonuclease activity; nucleic acid binding.
AUGGGUGGUUCUCCUCCUUGCGGCAAAUCUGUUCGCUCCGUCAAGGAUUACCGUCGGCAGGUCGCGACUUCGCAGAGAUGGCCGACUAGGCCUCCAAAUCACCCUCCGAUAACCUUUUCGCCGGAUGACGCUGAGGGGAUUCACGUACCCCACAAUGACCCUCUUCCUGUAGUUCUUGGAAUUGGGGAGUACGAUGUCACCAAGGUCCUCAUCGAUACAGGAAGCUCCGUCGACCGCAUCUUCCGAGGAACCCUGCAGAAGAUGGGAGUCGAUCUCGACGACAUCAAACCAUCCUCCAGAACAUUAACCAGCUUCAACAGAUCCUCCGAAACAAUACUGGGAACAAUCCGCCUUCCGGUACGCGCAUGUGGAGUCACUCGGACUGUCAAGUUCGCCGUUGUAAGCACGAAGGCCCCUUACCACGCCAUACUUGGAACUCCCAGGAUACACUCAAUGCAGGCCAUUCCAUCUACUUAUCACCAGUGCGUCAAGUUCCCCGGUACGGACGGAAAAAUCAAAACACUGCGAGGAGAUCAAAAAGCCGCUAGGGAACUCCUAGUCGCCACAGUUAAACUCCAACGAUCGUCUUUAUUGGUUAACUCCGUCACUCCUCCAACCUAUAAAGCCUGCUCCCAGGAAGGCGAAAUUCUCGACUUACCUAUUGACGAUACCGAUCCAAGCCGGACCGCAAGGAUUGGUGCGUAUCUGUCUGAAGAAAUGCAGCGGUCAGUUCUCGACUUUCUCAAGGCGAAUGUGUCCACAUUCGCGUGGUCCAUGUCAGACAUGAAAGGAAUUUAUCCGGCCAUAACAACUCACGAACUAAACGUCAAUCCGACAGUCAAGCCUAUCCGACAGAAGCGACACAAGCUCGGUCCAGAUAGGUCAAAGGCUGUAAACGAAGAGGUCGACCGGUUGCUCGGCGCUGGUUCAAUUGCUGAGGUGCGCUACCCCGAGUGGUUAGCAAAUCCAUUAGUCGUCAAAAAGAAGAAUGGGAAGUGGCGCGUCUGCGUCGACUUCACAGACUUAAAUAAAGUCUGCCCAAAGGACAGCUAUCCUCUUCCCAACAUCGACCGUUUAGUCGAGUCCACGGCUGGAAACGAGAUGCUCACCUUCAUGGACGCUUUCUCUGGUUACAACCAAAUCAUGAUGCACCCCGACGAUCGCGAAAAAACGGCAUUUAUCAUGGAUAGAGGAACCUACUGCUAUAAGGUCAUGCCAUUUGGUUUGAAGAACGCAGGAGCAACCUACCAACGGCUUGUGAACAAAAUGUUCGCAGACAAGCUGGGCGUCACCAUGGAAGUAUACAUCGACGAUAUGCUUGUCAAGUCGCUACAUGCUGCUGAUCACCUCUGUCACUUGAAAGAUUGCUUCGAAACUCUCAACAAAUACGGCAUGAAACUGAACCCAGCAAAGUGCACGUUCGGGGUUUCCUCAGGCGAGUUCCUUGGAUACAUAGUCAUGCAGCGGCGAAUCGAAGCCAACCCGAAAUCCAUCGACAAAUGCUUGCCAUUCUACGACCUCCUCCGAGGUAACAAAAGGUUUAUCUGGGAUGAGAAAUGCGAGGAGGCAUUUAUCCAACUCAAGCAUUAUCUGACAACUCCACCCGUUCUCGCCAAGCCAGAUGUCGGCGACGUUCUAUCUCUUUACGUCGCAGUAUCACAAGCAGCAGUCAGUAGCGUUCUAAUAAAAGAGGAUCAUGGUGAGCAAAAGCCAAUCUUCUACACGAGUAGGCGCAUGACUGGACCAGAAACGCGAUACCCAACUCUGGAGAAGAUGGCACUGGCAGUCGUUGAAGCAGCGAGAAAGCUUCGCCCUUACUUUCAGUCACAUCCGGUUGAAGUAUUAACCGACCAGCCCCUCCGAACGAUACUUCAAAAUACAAACAGGUACAAAAGACUAACGAAGUGGGCUAUCGAACUCGGUGAGCUUGAUAUCACUUACAAGAACAGAACUGCAGCGAAAUCUCAGGUUCUCGCAGACUUCUUAAUCGAAUUGGCCCCGGAGUUAGAGCAAGAUCUCACACUCCCAAACCCAAACUGGACACUGCAUGUCGACGGAUCUUUCACUAACAGGGGCGCAAGUGCUGGAGUUCAACUGCAAUCCCCGACCGGCGAACUGAUCAGGCAGUCUUUUAGCUUCGGCUUUCCAGCCUCGAACAACGAAGCAGAAUACGAAUCUUUGAUCGCUGGACUCCUCUUAGCAAAAUCUGUCAAGGCCAAACGCCUAAGUGCCUACUGCGACUCGCAGUUAGUCGCCAGUCAGUUUAGCGGCGAUUACGACGCCCGCAACGAUUGGAUGGACGCCUACCUCAAGAUAGUACAGGUCUUAGCCGCAGAGUUUGAAUUCUUCGAACUCGUCAAAGUUCCCAGAGGAGAAAACGUAUGCGCCGACGCCCUUGCAGCCCUUGGAAUCAAGCUUCGUGACCAAGUUAAACGAACUAUUCCAAUACACCGCAUUGAGAAGCCGAGCAUCGAUAUCUCGACAGACCAAACCAUCUUCAUAGCCCCAAUCGCCGAAACCAACACUCUCGUUACUAAUGAAUUUGGCCCCGACUGGCGAACUGAGUUCAUCGACUAUCUCUUAAAGGGGGAACUUCCAACCGAGAAAUGGGCAGCCCACCGACUAAAAAUGCGCAGUGCCCAUUAUGUCGUCCUAGACAACGAACUCCAUCGAUGGACUGCAAGUAAAGUACUCCUCAAAUGUAUCCACGGUGAAGAAACGGUCAGGGUUAUGGCCGAAACACACGAAGGCGCUGGAGGAAACCAUUCGGGCGGACGAGAAUUAGCAAUCAAAGUGAGAAGCCUAGGCUUCUUCUGGCCGACGAUGAACGCAGAUUACGAGUCCUACGCCAGAAGCUGCGACAAAUGCCAACGGCAUGCACCAAGCAUCCAUUGUCCAACUGAAAUGUUACGAACGAUGGUCGCGCCGUACCCGUUCAUGUGA